GCACUCUGAUCAUUCUAACAGAGAGGCAGUCAGUGGGGGAGAGGGAUAGAGGCUUGAGGACAGGACGCAUAAGACUUAGCAAAGACAUCGGAAGCGAGCAAAGAUAAACCGUUUUUGAGUGCCACGAUGACAAAGUUAGGUCUGUUCUUACUGCUUCCCCUGUUGGUCAGUUUCACAUAUUCUCUGCCCAAUCAGGACUCCUCAGGAAUGGAAGAGUACCCUACCCUGCCCAGCCACGCAUUGACCCAGGCACCCACCACCACCGAGGCAAAGUCUCGCUUUGCCAUGCUGGAUGAUGUCCGUUUGCUGGCCAACGGUCUCCUGCAGCUCGGCCAGAGCCUCAGGGAGUUCGUGCACAAGACCAAGUCUCAGAUCAACGACAUCUUCGUGAAGCUCAACAUCUUUGACCGCUCCUUCUACCAGCUCUCGGUGGUCACCUCUGAGAUCAAGGAGGAAGAGGAGGAGCUGAAGAAGACCACCAACUUUCUAAAGACCAACAACGAGGAAAUUAAGAACCUGUCACUGGAGAUCAACUCCAAGAUAAAUGGAAUCCUGCAGGAGCGCGGGAAGCUGCAGAGCAAGGUGGGGAUCCUGGAGGAGCGGCUGCAAGGGCUGUCAAAAAGUGUGGUUCCUCCUGAACAACUCAGGGAAAUGGCGUCACUCAAGGAAGUGAUUGACUCUCAGGAGAAAACCAUCACAGAUCUGCUGAUAGCCGUGAGAGAGCAACACGACCAGCUUGACUACCAGAAAACCAAGAUUAAAAACCUGGAGGAAAAGAUGAACACAGACAACUUUCAAGACACAAUUGAGAAGGAUGUGGAUACAGACUCAGAAAAUUCAGAUAUGUUUGAUUAUCUGACAGGAAACUCAACUGUCAUGGAAACUAAAGAUAUCCCCACCGACUGUAGUGAACUGUUCAACCGAGGGGAGAAAAACAGUGGUGUCUAUACCAUAAUGCCAAAUGGGUCGGAGCCAUUCAACGUUUACUGCAAAAUUAAUCUAGAUGGUGGUUCAACAGUCAUCCAGCAUAGGGUUGAUGGCUCUGUGGACUUUGACCAAACAUGGGAGAAGUAUGAGUUUGGAUUUGGAGAUUUGGAAAAGGAGUACUGGCUGGGCCUGAGAAAGAUCCACAGCUUGGCCAUGCAGAGAAACUCAAUCCUGCAUGUGGAGCUGGUGGACUCCAGGAACGAGAGGCGCUGGGUGGAAUACCAGUUCCUGCUGGGUGGUCCUACCACCAAUUACGCCAUCUACAUCAGACGCCUGGCUGGGGACUUGCCUGACACCAUGGCCAAUCACACUGGAACAAGCUUCUUCACCAAGGACAGAGAAAACCUCAGGGACGUCGACUGUAUUCGCAACUACACAGGUGGCUGGUGGUUCAGUGCCUGCGGGGACACCAACCUCAACGGGAGGUACGUGUGGCUAAGGGGCAGGGGCCGCCAGUCGAGACGCAGGGGGAUCCAGUGGAAGUCUAGCACGGGCGCCUUCUGCUCUCUGAAGACAACCACCCUUUCCAUACGACCAGCUCCCUGGACCGACCACUUCAACUGAGACCCCUCAACGCUGCGACCUCUGACCCUUCCCAACGACUCUCUCUGUUGGCUUCCCCUCAAGCGAUAAAUAGUCUAGUCCUAAUGCCACAAUGGGUGAGGUCAUAGGGUGCAUGCGCAGUCAGAAGGUGACUUAGCCUAGGACUUCAUGUUCCAUGUUUUUAGCGGCCAUACUUUUACGUUGCUGCCUCAAAUAGACUGCUGUGUGACACCGUUGCUGUGCUGGCCAGCAGAUUUUUUUAAAAGGAGCCGAUCUGGAACAGAGGAGUAAAUUGCUGAGCUGUCAGCAGUGAUGCAACCACUUUGCGCAGGUCAUUGGUCUUUUGACCUCGGCCUGCUGCUGUUGACUCAUUGCAUUAUAGCACUGCCCACACAAAAAAAGAGAAACUGUGGAAGAGGGGCAGGGUGAUGCAAUUGCAGACAAACAGACUAGAAAGUGCUUCGCUGCCCAUUUUAGUAAUCUGAGAUGCAUCAAGACAGCUUUGUUUGUUGAAUUAUUCUAUUUUGAGUGUUUGUUGAAGUAGUACUGCAUGCUCCAGUAGAAUAGGACCACUCAUGUCCACAGGCUGAAUAUUAUAUCAACCAAGAACUGUACAGAAACCAGCAUGUCCUGUAUAACGCUCAUUAUCUCAUUAUACUGGAUUAUUUGCACAUGUAAGCAUGUUUAGAAAUAUUAUAUUUCAUGGAUAUGCAAAUUCCCGUACCCACAGAUGGAAUGUUAAACGUUUUUUUAUACACGAUAAUAUACAUAGAUAUCUUUGAAUAAUGCAAUACACUUGGAAAUGUGUUUGUUUGUAUUUAAUUUCCAGUCAUUUCCAUAUAUUGCCCUAUAUUUCUGAGUCAUAUUGACUUUUUACAUUCAACAAUCUGUAUUAUUCAUGUUCUGAUGAAGCAUAUUUAUGAGACAAGCCGUAAGCCUAAAUAAACAGCAUUUCAAAAUAA
Gadus macrocephalus (Pacific cod) is the source of this 2492-nucleotide messenger RNA. RefSeq names its product angiopoietin-like 3 (gene angptl3). The transcript has 7 exons. Bases 127 to 1551 code for a protein of 474 amino acids. The record is from RefSeq and is a predicted model, not a curated record. NCBI's taxonomy places the organism in Eukaryota, Metazoa, Chordata, Actinopteri, Gadiformes, Gadidae. Gene Ontology annotation, biological process: cholesterol homeostasis; phospholipid homeostasis; phospholipid catabolic process.